AUGGUUAAUUUAUAUCAUAAUUCACAAACUCUCUAUCCCAUGUUUAAUUCAUCUUCAUUCAUUAAUAAUAAUAAUAAUAAUGAUUCAAAUGUGAAAGAUUCCUUACCAUUAUCAAAUAUUUUAGAAAAAUCCACUUCAUAUAAUUUAAAUUUACCACAAUAUGAUAUAUUUCAACAUUCAUUCAUAUAUCAUAAUCCAUACAAGGGUAAACAUUUAAUACCAACAAAAUUAAUGGAUACUAAUCAUAAUAUUAUUAAUAAUAAUGUAACAUCUGAGAAAUCAACUAUAUUAUCACAAAUUAAUUAUGGAUUAGAAAAUGUUUUAAUUAAUGAUCAUCAUUUCUUGAUAAAUCAAUAUUCACCAACAUCAUCGUCAUCAUCGUCGUCAACAACAACAUCAUCACCACCAACAACAACAUCAUUAUCAUCAUCAUCAUCAAUGUAUCAUUCAUGUACUGAUUUAAACAAAAAUUAUUCAACAUCUAAUUCUAUAUGUAUUGAAAAUAAAUUAGAAUAUCCGAUAGAUUUAUCUGUACAUUCAAAGAAUCAAUUAGAAAAUAAUGAUAAAAUCGAUAAUGUGUCAACGGAUAAAAUAAUUGGUCGAUCAUUUGAAAUUGGUAAUCUAUGCCCGGAAUUACAUGAAUCUAAAAAAGAAGUAAAGAAUUUAUCUUCAACUAUGAAAUUAAUGAAUCCAAACAACACUAAUACCAUAGCUACUUCUUAUCCCUCUACUAUUCACAGUUUUACAGAUAUGCAUUAUUCAAAAAAUUUAUCUCUAAACUCCAAUAGUUUUCUAGGUGGAGCUUUAUCAUCAGUCGAUGUGCUUUCAAAUAAAAAACAUAUUUAUGCAAACAAAAAGCAUUCUACUAACAUGGGAUGUUUAAAUCUAUUACAAGGAAGGUCAGAUUUCGAAGCAGCAAACGUUCUUUUUGCAUUCAACUAG
Schistosoma mattheei is the source of this 942-nucleotide messenger RNA. NCBI's taxonomy places the organism in Eukaryota, Metazoa, Platyhelminthes, Trematoda, Strigeidida, Schistosomatidae. The record is from the annotation of a GenBank genome assembly.